ACUCCAGUAGCGACACUGCAUUCUGAAACUCAUGCCAAGUUUCUAAUACCUCAUUGGUUGAAUUUAGUAGGGUUAUAGCAAAUGGCAUCGCGUGAAAAUGACAGCUUGUUCUGUGAACGAUAAAAUUAUUUUUAUUGAAAUAAUAUAGGUUGCUGCUCCAUAAUUUUAUAAAUAUUAUUUAAACCAAUAAUAGUUAAAAACGAUUAAAAUAAAGUGUUUAUUAAUUUCAUGCUAAAUAAGAAAAUAAGCUAUUUUUCUCAUCUAUCAGAUGUUCAGUGACUGAUCUUGUGUUAUCAUUAUUUUGUGUAUAUUGUUGUAAGUGCUGCAAAAAAGUGCAAAAAUGACGGAAAGUAAUCCAGUAGUCAUGGCUUCUGCUAAUGGUUUAAUAGACAAAUCCAAAGAACUCCAAAAGGAGAUUCUUAUGGAAAAGCUGAGGUCCAAAACAUCACAGUUCAAAAACUUAACAGAGACGUCUAAAGGCGUGCGGCUAGCUUUGCUGGACAAAAGAUGGGGUAUAGAUAGUGCUGAUCGAAUGAUAUUACAGAAGUGCCUUGACAGUUUACAGCACUGUAUUAAAGUUAGUUCCCUACAGAGUCUGAUUGAAAGGCUGGAGUGCUUGUCCCGACAACUGGGACUGAAAUUCGUAGUGGGCACAUCAGGAGUAAACCUAUUCAUAUCAUCGGAUAUGUUUUAUUUAGAAAUUUUAGUUGAAUCAUCUGGGUCUGUAAAAGAUGUUAAAAUUCACCAUGAAGGAAAAAUUGAGCAACAGAGUUGUGAGGAGCUGGUGGCUUGUAUAUCUCGCGGGGACUUUGCCGACUUUACAGCUCAGCUCGAAGGCUUGACCGCUGUGUAUCAACUUAAUGCUGAAAAAAAAGUAUCCACUCCAUCAAUUCCUGUUAUCGGUGACGUCCGCAGGAUUAAAUGCAAAGCAUUCAGUGCUUUGCAGAGCUUAGAAGAGGACUUGUGUACUAUGAGGCAACUACAAAGCUUCAUUAAAGAUCCGUGGGCACAAGUCCACAAAAGUCCUAUUGGGUUCUUACAGAAGCGGAGAGGAGGCCACGCAAUGCGACUCACAUACUUCGUAUCACCAUACGAACUCUUGGAUAAAGACAAAGGACUACAGCCACUGACAGUAGAACUGCUAACAUUAGGCAAGCCAUCAGCGUCUAGCGGUCUUGCUUCACUGGUUACCCCUUCUUACACACCAAUCGGUCAUUCAGCAACCGUACUUCUAGAAGGUUCUACGCCUAAUAAGCUGCAAUUAUCGCCUAUUAUAACUGGUGGACAACGGCCUGGGAAGGGAAAUCCUGUGUAUGCUCAACUGGUACCUCAAAACAGUGCAAUGCUGCCAGCCUGCUUUACGCUAAAGCUAUCACAACCCACACCGCUGUGCGCCGGUCUUGCGAAACUCAUACAAGCCACUACCGAUGUGGAAGUAGCGGGUGACUGGGCGAACGCUAAGCCUAUGUUGGGAUUAGUUGCUCAACAAGCUUAUAAUAAAUUAACCCCUGGCAAAGUAAUAGAAUUGAACCUCAGCAAAGGACUGUUUGUGUACCUACCAGAGCAGACGCAGUGCUACUUCCCGUGCGAGACUCGCGGGCUGGAGGGCUGCCUGGUCACCAGCAUUCCCUUCUCGCACCCGUCGCACGUGGCGCCGCUGCUCGCCUGUCUGCGACAACAGGCGCUCUUCAACACGCUUAUAGCUAGCUGUGUUCGCAUGCAGUCUAAGCAAUUCGUGGAGCUGGAGAGCGUGCUGAUGUUCGAGGUGAGCGCGUUGUCAUGGCAACACAUCUCGAUCUCGCUGGAGCACCCGGGCGACGAGAGCAUGGCCACGGUGGAGCUGGAGCUGGGCGAGCCGGCCGCGCCGCGCGCCGCGCUGUGCACGCUGGCCGCGCCCGCCAGCGAACACGUCGACGAGUACAUCACGCGCGUGCUGCAGAAGACGCACUCCAUACCCAUCACGCUGAGGGCACUCAUCAAGAUAUGGGAACGCGAAGCAGCCAGCAAACAAUUAAAUGGCGGUUACUCAGCUCUGGAGCCAAAUUUUAGCUGUGGCCUCGGAGGGCUCGACCCGGGUGGUGACCAUGUGAAGCAAGAGCCGGGCUCCAUGCACUCGCGGCCUAUGUUCCCCUCCAGCGUCAACCAUCCGCACCAAGGCGGGGCAUAUCUUUCUGAGCAACAACAUCAUCUAUCAGUCAUGUGCCAAGAUCCAAACGCGAGCGAAGUAAAACCGCAACAAGAAGAGCGAAAAUCUAAAAAAAGAAAAUCUGACGAUGUUUGGUCUUCGAGUCAGAAAAAAGGCAAGCAGGGUAUCACGGAAAUGAUGGACACUGAUAGCGAGAGUGAAAAUUCCGAUGAAUAUGUUAACGAGGAUGAGAAUACUGUUAAUAGUAAUUCUACGAACGAUGAUAUCGAAGGGCGGGAGUCGUCGGUGUCACAAAACGAGUUCGCCUCGGACAUGGAGCUGUCGGCUAUGGACGCGACGGACGCGCUCGGAACCAACGACAACAGGACGUCGUCCGAUAUGGACAACUCGAACGAUGGAGACGUCGACGAUAUUAUCCGGAAUUCUUUUCAGAAGUCUGAUCACAAAAGGCAAAAACUUAAAAAUAAAGAUUCAGAAUUACGAACGGGCAGGAGCUCGUCCCUCCUAUUGGACCUAACCGAAGGGAAGGCUUAUAUGCCGUCAUCGGUAAGCAUUACUCCAAUAGGUAGUACAGCGAACCCUCCGAAUGCAGGUACCGGCUCAAGUAUUACUUCGAUGCUAUGCCUGGACAGGCGGCCGGGUAUUGAAAUAAUACCCAUUACUUCAGCUGCACCCGCUGCUUUACCCAGCUCCAUUACAAUAACUCCGAUUACGUCAACCCAAAUGAAGAGCUUAGAUGACAGAAUCAGGUCUGAGAAGAAGUCAAGCAAGUCGGGGGAAGAGCGCAGCAAGGAGAAGAAAAAAAAGCGAAGGAGAGACGAUUCAAUGGGCCCCCCUGAAAAAGUCCCACCCAAACAAGAUCCCCUCACCAAACCAGUUUCAGUCAGUAUUAAGCCCACUGAUGGGUCCCCUUUACGCUCAACUUCCCCAAACUCGCUUAUUAGGAAAUUUAGCCCAAGUCCAACACAUGGUAGGUCGGUAUCAAUUACCAAAUCACCGAGUCCUAGCACUGUAAAAGGUAUGGGUAAGCCGUCGGGGACAUCUAGUCACCACAGUAGCCCAAGGCAUUCACCAGUUCAAAAUAGUCCUAAACAUUUACCUGGUUACUCGAGUCCAAAAAACCACAGCAUCUCGUCCCCUAAGCAUAGUUCUUCGGGGUCGGGAAAGCCUAGCAUGUCAGCACUCAAAUCAGCAACUAGCGGAUCCCCCUCAGGUAAAUCGGGAACGACAGGGUACGAUCUUACAAAAAAGAUAUCGAAAGAUAGCUAUGGUUCUAGCUCAAUGACUUCUAGAGAUAAAGAAAAGAAACAUUCCAGCUUGUCUUUUUCUAGUUCCGAUAGGAGUAGUCCGAAGUUAAAAAACCCAAUCAAACUUAAACAGUUAGAAAUUACUCCCAUUUCUUGUGAUAGUCCCGUUACUGAGCCAUUAAUAUCCCCUCCGAAUAUAGAAGUAAACAAGUCGAAUGCUCCCAGUCAAGCUCGUAACAGAAAAGGUUCUCUUAGCGCUGUGAUAGAUAAACUAAAGUCUGCCCAGCACUGCGGCACAGAUUCCGAAAUAAGUUCGAAAUCUAGUAGCUCUUCCAGUAAUGCUAAGUUUUCAGAUCCAAAACAAAGUAUGACCGGCAGCAGUGGAAAACUUAACGAUAGCAAAAAUCAAGAAUAUAUGGUCAAGCCGAGCUCCGACGGCAUGAAGAUAACAAUUAAUAAGACCAGAACAAAAGACUCUUCGAGCAGUAGUUCCAAACUGAAUUAUAGUAGCUCAAGCUCGAAACAAUCGUCGCCACAGCUCACUCCACCGAGCCAGGGCUCUCCCAAAACCCACACCGGUUUAAAACCAGGCGUCAUAAGUGGACCUGCUUCUAAAAAAACUCAAGUUAUGCAAUCUUCCAAGUCAAGCAAUGCUACGUCAGGUUCGACACCCCCUAAAGCAAAUAUGAGCCCUUCCGAUUCGUCCGGCUCUAGUAAUCCAAAUAUGCCGAAAGUGCCUUAUUCUAAAUCAUCAAGCACAAGUAGUACAGGUAUCAAUUUAUCCAAAUCAGCUUCUAAAUCUAGUUCUGGGUCUCCUAAAAGCAGCAGCACGGACCUAGCUAAAAUAAUGAGAGAUAGGGAACGAGAAAAAGCCAGAACUAAACUAAUGAGUAAUUCAGAGAAGUCCAUUUUUUCUUCUAAAUCAGAACGUCACUCUAGUCCUAGCGGGUCUAGAGACGAAGUAGACGGUGACAGGUUCAAGACAUCCAAGGAUGCAAACUUUCUUGUAGAAGGCCUAAUCAAACCUCUGGAUACUAGCAAGUUUCAAAUUCCCAAGCUAAAAAAUCAAAACACCCCUGAUAAAAACAGUCCUGCGGCUCAAUACGACAAUCGAUCUUUGGUCAAUGAUUUUGCUCGGUCUCUGGAGCAAAGCAAAUACCAGUUUCAACACUUUGAUAAUCCAAGUGCCAGACCGGGCGAUUCCCUACAAAAGUCAGCAUACCCUUUAAACGUGCCUAAACCAUUACUAAAUAUGGGCAGCAUGAGUCCCAAAACAAUCCCUCCUGUUAAAAAUGAACAGUCUGAUAGGCCCUUAGAAUUUUCCAAAGCAAUGGCCGACAGUAUAUCGAAAGGGGAAAGCCCACAACGAAAUAAGGAUGACUUAAAAGAUGGUUACCCAGCAUCAUACCCAAUCUUGCCCCUGGACUUUAAAACUGAAAUGGCAAAGGGAUUUGCCGCUCCAAAAGGCAGCUCUGAAGACAGAAAAGGCGCCGACUCUUGUAUGAAGCCUCCGGCGAGCGGGUCUGUGGCGCGCAGUGGGGCCACAACGCCGCAGGAAGCGGCUGAGAUGUUACUGGAUUUUUCAUCGUCGUCGGGCAGCAAAGUGUCGGGCAUGGUGGCCGUGCGGCCCGUGUAUCCGUCCUCGCCCGCGCUCGCGCUGCAGCUGGCCAAAAGCCCCGCGCCAUCGCCGCUAGUAGCGCCCUCACCACACUCUAACUCGCCCUGCAUCACCGACGAUGAACUUAUGGACGAAGCGCUCGUUGGCCCGGGAAAAUAAAUACAACCAGACUCACACCGGGGCCUCGCCGUGCCCGCGUCGAUGGCUGCUGUUAGAGCGACAAUUCUAUAACAGCCUACAAAUUAUAUAUUCAACGAACCAAGUUAUUAUACGACUUCUUGUGUAAUUUUUUCAUCAAUAAUUAUUUAUCAAGUAAAUUAUUCUUAAACUUUCUCUCUAUUUGUAUUUUAUUGUAAA
This is a messenger RNA of Trichoplusia ni (cabbage looper), 5368 nucleotides long. It is a transcript of the gene MED1, whose product is annotated as mediator of RNA polymerase II transcription subunit 1. Gene Ontology annotation, cellular component: mediator complex. Gene Ontology annotation, molecular function: transcription coregulator activity. The transcript has 13 exons. Gene Ontology annotation, biological process: regulation of transcription by RNA polymerase II. The record is from RefSeq and is a predicted model, not a curated record. Bases 341 to 5170 code for a protein of 1609 amino acids. Lineage: Eukaryota; Metazoa; Arthropoda; Insecta; Lepidoptera; Noctuidae.